UGAACCCGGGGGAGCACAAAAGGCACAGGAUGUCCAAUACCACAGUACUCUCCAAUAUAGUCCGUUCAAAACACAGGCUCCAGCGACCCUGGGAGAUUCAGGUGAAGAAAGACAGGCCACAUAAGGUGUAAACCCUUUGUGGUCCUAGGCCAAAAGGUGUGGUGAAGAACAUUGCUUUAGGGAACACCUGCCAUGGCUGUGGGUAUGACGGCCAGACCCUUCAACCUCUAUUAAUUCCGUCUUGAGAGGAAACUCAAAUCAUAAUGGCUGCUGAGUACAUCCUAUGCAAUUGGAAAGGCCACAUUUGGCCAGCAAAGGUUUUGUCCAGAUCUGGGAUCUCACCAAAAUAUAUGAGGAAAAGAGCACUUUCUCUAGAAGUUCAAAUACUCUCAGUAGGUAAAAAAAUUAAAGUGAAAAGCACAGACAUAAAGCUCCUAAGUGAGUCUCAAAUUGAAUCCAUUACCUCCUUGCUAGUGGCCCAGUCAAAGGCCAGUGUUCCACCAGGACAGAAAGUGGCCUACAGAAAUGCUCUUAAAGUGGCACUGGAGAUCCUGAAUAAGAGAGCAAAUUUCGGUCCAGCAAGAGCAUCAGAUGGUCUAGAGACCACUACACCAUCUCAAAGGGGACCACAAAUGCAAGCUCGUAAAAAGUACCAGAAGCCUAAAGGUACCUUACUGAGGAGUCUUAGGAAAAGAAAAAACCUCAAAUCGCUGCUGGUGUGUUCACAGAAUAAAAACGCCCCAGACAGUGGCCGAUCACAGGCGCACACAACCAUCACGCAUACACUAAGGGAAAGGCGAGCAAAGUCCUCGCAAAGCUGCAGCAUGUGCUCAAAGUUCCCAUCACUUUCGGAAGAUGAUCAUAAGACAGGAGGCCGACCACACGCACACACAAUGGCCACGUGUACUCUAAGGGAAAGGCGAGCAAAGUCCUCGCGAAGCUGCAGCGUGUGCUCAAAGUUCUCAUCACUUUCGGAAGAUGUUCAUAAGACAGGAGGUCAACCACACGCACACGCAACGGUCACGUGUACUCUAAGGGAAAGGCGAGCAAAGUCCUCGCGAAGCUGCAGCGUGUGCUCAAAGUUCUCAUCACUUUCGGAAGAUGUUCAUAAGACAGGAGGCCGACCACACGUGCACACAACGGUCACGCGCACUCUAAGGGAAAGGCGAGCAAAGUCCUCGCGAAGCUGCAGCGUGUGCUCAAAGUUCUCAUCACUUUCAGAACAUGAUCAUAAGACAGGAGGUCAACCACACGUGCACACAACGGACACGCGCACUCUAAGGGAAAGGCGAGCAAAGUCCUGGCGAAGCUGCAGCGUGUGCUCAAAGUUUCCAUCACUUUCAGAAGAUGAUCAUAAGACAGGAGGCCGACCACACGCGCACACAACGGUCACGCGUACACUAAGGGAAAGGCGAGCAAAGUCCUCGCGAAGCUGCAGCGUGUGCUCAAAGUUUCCAUCACUUUCAGAAGAUGAUCAUAAGACAGGAGGCCGACCACACGCGCACACAACGGUCACGCGCACUCUAAGGGAAAGGCGAGCAAAGUCCUCUCGAAGCUGCAGCGUGUCCUCAAAGUUCUCAUCACUUUCAGAACAUGAUCAUAAGACAGGAGGUCAACCACACGUGCACACAACGGUCACGCGCACUCUAAGGGAAAGGCGAGCAAAGUCCUGGCGAAGCUGCAGCGUGUGCUCAAAGUUUCCAUCACUUUCAGAAGAUGAUCAUAAGACAGGAGGCCGACCACACGCGCACACAACGGUCACGCGUACACUAAGGGAAAGGCGAGCAAAGUCCUCGCGAAGCUGCAGCGUGUGCUCAAAGUUCUCAUCACUUCCGAAAGAUGAUCAUAAGACAGGAGGUCGACCACACGUGCACAGAAUGGUCACGCGUACUCUAAGGGAAAGGCGAGCAAAGUCCUCGCGAAGCUGCAGCGUGUCCUCAAAGUUCUCAUCACUUCUGGAAGAUGAUCAUAAGACAGGAGGCCGACCACAUGCACACACAACGGUCACGCGUACACUAAGGGAAAGGCGAGCAAAGUCCUCACGAAGCUGCAGCAUGUGCGCAAAGCUCCCAUCACUUUCGGAAGAUGAUCAUAAGACAGGAGGCCGACCACACGCACACACAACGGUCACGCGUACUCUAAAGGAAAGGCGAGCAAAGUCCUCGCGAAGUGGCAGUGUGUCCUCAAAGUUCCCAUCACUUUCAGAAGAUGAUCAUAAGACAGGAGGCAAAGGAAAUAGGGACACAUCAAGAGGUAUGUCUUUGCAUCGCACAGUCAAAGAGAAGGGUACAAGUGCUAAAGAUGGAGGCAUCCUUCCACCUUUGUCACCAGGCUUCAACCUCACUUUGCCCAAAGCUCACAAAGAAGAGGCACAUGACACCUACCCAAGGACCCUGGCUGUCUCCUCUGAAAGCUCUGCCUUCUCGGGGAAUGUUGAGGACCAUGGAGAGGUUGCCUGGAAGCCAGGCUUGGAAGGUGCAGCAGCAUCCUCCAGUGCCCCUAAACAGAGGCGGUGUUAUUCACUCGGUCUGGCAAAUAGAAAAAGGAAGCUGCAGGUGACAGAGUUUGAGAAAGGGCUGCAAGAACUUCAACCUUCAGUCGACUCAAAGGCUAUUAACCCCACCACCCCCAUUAAAAAGAAUGCCAACAAAGAAAUGGGACAAGUGGCAAGCAUGGGUUUUCCACAAGAGCCUUGUCCCAUUGAAGGAGGAAUGAUGGUCUGGUUCAAAUUUCAGAAUCACCCAUUUUGGCCUGCAGUAGUAAAGAGUGUCAGCCAAACAGAGCAGACUGCAAGGGUGCUUUUGGUUGAGGCAAACAUGCACUGUGAAAUGAGUGGCAUUCGAGUUCCUCUUCGAAGAUUAAAGCACCUGGAUUGUAAAGAGAAAGAAAAACUAAUAAAGAGAGCCAGGAAAUUGUACGAGCAAAGUGUGAACUGGUGCUUCUCCCUGAUUGCCCACUACAGAGAAAGGCUCAGGCGAGGUUCUUUUGCAGGCAGUUUCCUGGACUAUUAUGGUGCUGACAUCAGUUACCCAAUUAGGAAAGCCAUCCAAGACAGGGAUCUGGAGAUUGAUUUCCCAAAGGUGAAUUAUGCCGACCUGGAAGAUUCUGAGGAGGAGACCUCCCUGGACGGGAAGAGGCCCUGCAAGAAAAUUCUCCCUGACCGGAUGAAGGCUGCUCGGGACCGAGCCAACCAGAAGCUAGUGGACUUCAUCGUGAAAACAAAGGGGGCCGAUCACCAUCUUCUGGACAUUGUCCAAGGCAGGAAACAGUCCAGGUGGCUGGUAUCAUUUAGGAAUUCGAGCAGGUACGUGAUCUGCGUUGAAACAUACCUGGAGGACGAAGACCAGUUGGAUGUGGUGGUAAGACAUUUACAAGAAAUCUACAAACAAAUAGACAAGAAAACGCUGAAUCUGGUAAGGGAUGACAAAGUGAGUUUUGUUCUGGAAGUUCUUCUGCCAGAAGCAAUCAUUUGUUCAAUUGCUGCACUUGAUGGAUUGGAUUACAAGGAGGCAGAAAAAAAGUACCUACAGGGGCCACCUGUGCAUUACCGGGAAAAAGAGCUAUUUGAUAAAAAUAUCCUAAAGAAAAUAAGAAAGAGAUAAGCAACAAGGAGCAAGACUAAUUAACUCCCCCUGUACCCACACUUUAGCAGGAAGACCUCUCAUUACCCUGUCUGUAUGAAAUGUGUGAUCGUUCCGCUCUCUAUGGCAUGUAAAUAUGUUCUGGAAAUUUGAGACCUUGGGAAUAUGCUGGAUUCAUUUUGGAUCCAUCUCUAGCACUUGUGGGUAGCACAGUCAUCAUCUUUUCUAGUACCCAAAUGCCUCACAAAUUAAUUUGUUAAAAUAUUGCAAACAGUUGUACUUCCCUCUACUUGCUUGGAUGUGUUAACUGUCCAGAUGUUUUCCUAACAUGGCUUUUAACCGUACUUCAUAUUUUAAUAUAGCACACACACAUUAUUUUAUUACAUGAAAGAGCACUGGUAUCAAACAUUAAGCAACAAUCAUUUUUAAAAUCCAAGAUAGAUUCUUACAGAAACAAUCUGCAAUCUCUCAUUCUUUUUGUGACACCUGAGUGUAAAUGAUUGGGUUCCUUCUUAAGAUAAUUCCUGAAUUUUUUCUGCCAUGCUUGUUUGUUUGGGAAAAAUAGCCCUGAGAGCUGAAACCAAUGACAGAGAUGUUUUCUAUAUAUUAUCACUACCUUCAAAUGGUUCUUGCAAAAGCAGUCUGGAAUCCAAAGUUAAUGGAUCAUUUGCACGUAGUCCACACGUGGGUGAAUGAAAUCUCAACGUGCAGUAAACAUUUUGCCAGCCUGUGAAAGAUUGUUAAACUCUACAUUUCCCUGAGAUUCCACUUAACGGAAGUAGCUCUUGUUCAAUGGCUGAAUGGUUUCCUUAAAACAGACAGGCUCCUGGCUGUCUUCUUAACUGACUGGAUCCUUUGCGUAUACUGGUUUAUCCCCAUGUGGAUGACAACUAGACUAAUCGUACACACCGUUUACCUAUUUUAGACCUAGGAGUCCAGGCUCACUGCUAAGAGCCCGUCUGAUUGGCACAAAUUGUAGGAAAGCUCGCAUUUUGCUCUGGACCUGUGUGCCCUAAAAUGCAGUCGUUUGUCUGAAGCUAAGCAAGCUUUCUCUUUUGACUUAUUCAUUGACUAACCCUGACAGGUUCCAACAGUUAUGCAGGCUGGAAAGUCAUUCCAGGCUGCUUGAGCAAUAGAUGGACUGGGAUCUGGGAACUUGGAAAUGGGCUACAGAAAAGUAUCCGUUUGGCUAAAUAUGGCUGUUGUCAGAAUACAAUGAAACAUAUGUAACUAAAAGAUAAAUUCUGAAGCCCAUGAAUUGUUAUCCUACUUGAAACAAGAGUUUUUUGAGACAAAAAAUGUUGGGAAAGCUAGUUUACUUUUAAAACUUGUUGUGAAAAUAAACACUAAAGGUUUAAUAUACACCUGAGUGCAUUUUUAUUCUCAGAGAGAGUCAACUGUCAC
Prionailurus viverrinus (fishing cat) is the source of this 4985-nucleotide messenger RNA. RefSeq names its product PWWP domain-containing DNA repair factor 3B-like. The transcript has 2 exons. The record is from RefSeq and is a predicted model, not a curated record. The coding region runs from base 264 to 3602 and encodes 1112 amino acids. NCBI's taxonomy places the organism in Eukaryota, Metazoa, Chordata, Mammalia, Carnivora, Felidae.